Chaetomium strumarium is the source of this 855-nucleotide messenger RNA. RefSeq names its product glucose-repressible protein Grg1. Bases 300 to 515 code for a protein of 71 amino acids. The transcript has 2 exons. The record is from RefSeq and is a predicted model, not a curated record. NCBI's taxonomy places the organism in Eukaryota, Fungi, Ascomycota, Sordariomycetes, Sordariales, Chaetomiaceae.
UGAUGUCACAGGUUGCUGCUCGCCAACCGCCAACCUGCCCAAGUCUUGCCGUGAACCUUGAGAACCAAGUAUGACGUAGUAGUCGUACACAAGAGCCACUCGAUCCUUCCCAUUUGAUACCAAUUGUAGCUGCUGCCACACAGGAGAUCGGUCGUGUAUAUAAUCCUCUUCCUCCCGCUGCUCAGAAGUUCUCUUUUUCUCCCCAUCAUCCACUCAACAAAUCAAACCACAAAAAUCACUUCACACAACUUCACACAAAUCCAUCUCGAUCUUUGAUCAACCCAACGAAUUAAUUCAUCAUGGACACCAUCAAGAACGCCGGCAACUUCGUCUCCGACAAGCUCCAGGGCAAGUCGCACGAGGCUUCCAAGGAGGCCAACAAGGAGACCGCUAAGAGCUCCGAGGCUGGUGUCGGCACUCGUCUCCAGGCUGCUGGUGACGCCGUCUCCGACAAGGCCAAGCAGCACGGCCAUGAAAGCUCGGCCGAGGCCCACAAGCAGGCCGCCACCCACUAAGCAGCGACUCUCCAUCAAUUCUCCGCCUGCCAUCAUGACGUGACGACAAUUUCACAUCAACUUCUUCAUGGAGCCCGAUAAUGGCUUGGCUUGGAAGCGCGUUGCUAAGGGAUGGGGUUUUCUUUGUCGGUCCUGAGAUUUCGGUUCAUGGAGAGGAGGAUGAGGAUGACAUACAAUACCCCUUUGCUCUGAGUAGCUAGACAAUCCACCUCAUAACCAACACAAACUGGUGCAUCUUUGUGAUCUGGGCUUGCAGUGUUCCAAAUAUGCUAUGUACAAUCAUGGACAUUAACACCCACCUACUGUACAAGUACCUGCAUCAAAUUGAUGAAGCAAACCC